Pristis pectinata (smalltooth sawfish) is the source of this 1499-nucleotide messenger RNA. Its product is annotated as tetranectin-like. The record is from RefSeq and is a predicted model, not a curated record. NCBI's taxonomy places the organism in Eukaryota, Metazoa, Chordata, Chondrichthyes, Rhinopristiformes, Pristidae. The coding region runs from base 269 to 895 and encodes 208 amino acids. The transcript is spliced from 3 exons.
CUGUGUCUCUCUCUGUCUCUCCCCACCCCUCUCCCUGACUCUCUUUCUGUCUUUCUCUCCAUCUCUCUCUCUUUCUGACUCUCUCUAUCUCUCUGUCUGAGCGGGGAGUGUCUGGCGGGGCAGUGCUGGCUGGGGCAGUGUCUAGGGAGCUCCCUGGCACGGUCGCGGCUCUUCAGCCGCUUCCAGUUGGCCCUGGUCCCGGCCCAUCCGCUUCUCAUUACCGCGGCGGGAUAAAGCGGUGCGGCGCCGGCCCGGGACCCAGUGCGAGAUGGAGUUGAGAGCGGCCCUGACCCUGCUCACCGUCCUGUGUCUGCUGCGGGACAGCCGGCAGCAGCGGGACAGCCGGCAGCAGCCAGACAGGACCAAACCCAGGAAGAACCUGUCCUCAAAGAAAGCGGUGGUGACUGAGAGUAUGAUUGAAGAUAUUAAAAAGCAGAUUGACCACAUCAUGGAGGAGGUGAACUUACUGAAGGAGAACCAGGCACUGCAUACAGUGUGCCUCCGGGGAAUGAAAGUGGACAGGAAGUGCUACCUGCCGAUGAAUGGGAAAAAGACCUUUCACAAGGCGUCUGACGACUGCAUCCUGCAUGGCGGGACCCUGGGCUGGGCUAAGAAUGAGGAGGAGAAUCAGGCUCUGUACCAGUACGCCAGGCAGAAGGUUGGAGAGAACCACAACAUCUGGAUUGGAGUGACAGACAUCACAGCGGAGGGAACCUGGGUGGACAUGACUGGCACACUGGUCAACUACACCAACUGGGAGACUGUGACCUCCCAGCAGCCUGACGGUGGCACCAAGGAGAAUUGUGCGGCACUCUCAGGUCUGGCCAAUGGAAAGUGGCUCGACAAGCCCUGUCGCUCUCAAAAUAGUUACUUCUGUCAGUUCAAUAUUCCUUAAGUCUUCCCGGCUGGUCCAGCUUUCUGCCAGAGCUCAGCCUGACUUUCUCUGCCGCUGACACUGUGCUGAUUCUUCACAGAAGGUCUCUUGUGAUGAGUGCACAUAAAGAGGAUUUCAUUGACCAUUGAAUGUAAACCCCCCUCCUUCAUCCUGUCUCCCCCUGUGUGCUUGGUUACCUUGCUCAUCUCUCUGGGUGUUGAUGCAGUGGGUACCUUGGCCCUGGUGCUAGUACAAUGCCGUACACCAGCGGACAGCCAGGGUGGGGGCAGGAAGCACUUCCCUUCCCCUUUCCCCAGGGUAGAGAGCACCUGUAGUAUGACAGGGAUCAGGACCCGAGCAGAGUGAGGGUGGGAGCUGGAGCCACCACUCUGCCCUGUGUGGUUUGGUGCUACAUCCCAGAGCCCUACACUCCCACCCUCACCGCCCCCCCUGACCCCCACUGCUCCCUUUCCCUCUGUGUGAAGUUUACAUUGUCUCAGCUGUGCAGGAUUUUAGAGGCUGCUUAGCUUCCAGGCCUUGACAGUUUCUUGCUGUGUUCAGUUACAGACUCAUUGUGCAACAUGCUCUCGUGUUUCUGAUACUCAUCAGAAAUAAAACUGAUUCA